CCAGGCAGUGCAGCCGUCGCAGCGCAGUCACGGAGGGUGCUUUUUGCCCCGCGGGCGUUGCGGAAUUGAAGGGUGCCGGACCUGAUCCUCGCUCCCUUUGGGGGCCUCCGCUCUGCCCCCCAGCACCGCUCGGAUUUGUCUCGCUCGCAGCUAAGGGGGGCGGCUCAGUCCCUCCGACGGCCAACCAAGCCCGGCUCGGACGCCUCGGCGCGCAAGCAAGCCCUGCCUCGCCCGUAUCAUGGGCAGCCACAGCUCGAAGGCGGCCAAGGGGGACGUGAUGGGCCAGCAGCAUCCCGCCGAGGCGGCCGCCGGCGCCGCCUCGCCCUCCAAAACCAACGGCCAGGAGAAUGGCCAUGUGAAAGUAAAUGGAGAUGUUUCGCCCAAAGCUGAUGGAGAAGCUGCCCCCCUCAAUGGCAAUGGGUCUGCCGAACCAGUUAAGGAGGAGCCCAAGGUGGAGUUGGGCAGUGGGGAUGCCAUUGAGCCGGCACCAGUGGCCGAAGGGGCAGAUGCCAAGCCAGAGGCAGCAGCCCCUGCCUCUGGGGCUACCAAAGAGACCCCCAAGAAGAAGAAGAAGUUCUCUUUUAAGAAGUCCUUCAAGCUGAGCAGCAUCUCUUUCCGGAAGACCAAGAAGGAGACCAGCGACGCUUCAGCCGUCUCCUCUCCCGGUGAAGAGCAAGGGAAGUCAGAGACGAAGGGGGAGGAGAACACAGCCUGUGCUGCUGAAGAGACGGAGGCAGCCGGCACAACCAAAGAAGCAGCCCCCGAGGAGAAGGCUGUGGCCCCAGUCGAAGCCGCCCCUGCUGCCGAGGCUCAACAGGAAGCAGAGGCCCCAAGGGAGGAGGGUAGUACUGGGCAAGGGCCCAAGGAAGAAAAACAGCAACCUGGGGAGGAUCAGGAGGACAGGAAGCCGGAGGAGACCUUGAAACCAGGGGAGGCCGAGUCCAGUCCUGCGCCUGGGCUUCCUGAGGCCAAGGAAGAAUAGAGCCACCUUGUUGUGCACCUAACUUAAAAACAAAAACAAACUUUUUCGUGCCAUCCUUCUCAUUCCAGUGACCCCAUGGAAUUGCUGCCUUGUUCACAAAACACCAUACACACCACACACAUCUUUCCCUACGUUCAGCAUAGAACUGACAAGCUUUUUCACCCCCACCCCCCUGGUUUUCCUUUUUUCCCCUUUUCCCCAUUCCUUGUCAGACACUGUAAAGCAAAAAAGAAAAAUGCCACUGGGAUACUUUUGGUACUCUGCACAGCCGCUGUUGCCACUCGGAGUGAGCUUCCUUAAAUCUUAAGACUGUACGGAGGAAGACUUCCUGGACGUAACUGGAACUUACUCAGUUUAAUGAGAAUCCAGAUAUUAACACCGAGUUCUGGUCUCUUGGAUCUUCUGUUUCUACUAAUCCUCAGAGCAGCUCCCCCCCCCAAAAAAGUCCAAUAAGCCAGCAACCACUGUUCUUCAAAAACAAAUGGAUAUUUCUCUUUUAAUCUUUCUCAGUUUACAUUCCUGGUUCUCAAUUCCUUUAAAAGUAUUUUGUGCUUUUUAUAGAAACCAACAGUUUAAAAGCUAAUCUGGUUAGUUUUUUAUAAUGUCUUGCUAUUGGCUUAAAACCAUAAAAACGUGUAAGUCCACUGUGUUUAAUUUCUCUUCAGAGGGAGAACUUCUUUGGGGUUUGGGAGGGGGGACUUGGAGGGGCAAUGGGAGAAGGGGUGGGGUUGGGAGAUUACCAGCUAUACGAUGUGGGAUGUUUUUUUGUUUUGUUUCCUUGUCUUUGUAAAUAAUUUUUUAAUGACCCAACUUCUGAUCUGCAUUUUUCUAACUCCUAAAUAAAAGUUGUAUGGGUCUUAUUGUAACAUUUGAAAGGAAUAAAUGGUGACUCCCCCUG
This is a messenger RNA of Gekko japonicus, 1880 nucleotides long. RefSeq names its product MARCKS-like 1 (gene MARCKSL1). Gene Ontology annotation, biological process: central nervous system development; actin filament organization. The record is from RefSeq and is a predicted model, not a curated record. NCBI's taxonomy places the organism in Eukaryota, Metazoa, Chordata, Lepidosauria, Squamata, Gekkonidae. The transcript is spliced from 2 exons. Bases 239 to 982 code for a protein of 247 amino acids. Gene Ontology annotation, cellular component: cytoplasm; plasma membrane. Gene Ontology annotation, molecular function: actin filament binding; calmodulin binding.